CAGAGAGCAAAAACACAAACAAACACUAAUCACAUUUAGCAAAACCAGUCGUGUUCUUGUAAGAAGUUUUUUGUUUCACAAGCAAACCAAAAGAAAAAAACAGAGGAUAUGGCGUCAGGACAGAAACAGGCGGAGGCGGCGGCAGCAGCAAAGAGUACGGAGAGGGCCGAGACGGCGGCAAGGCCGGCGGCGGAUGAUCUCCGAGACGUGAACCAACACGGCGGAGAAGUGAGGUACACUGUGACGGAGAGGAUGACGGAGCAUCCGCCGGAGCAGCAGAAGUCCGGCGUGAUUGGGUCGGUCCUGAAGGCGGUGCAGGGAACGUACGAGCACGCAAAGGAUGCCGUCUCCGGAAAGGGCCACGAGGCGGCGGAGAAAGCGGAGGAGGUGAAAGACGCCACCGCUGAGAAGGCCGGAGAAGUGAAGGAUCGGACAGUGCAGAAGUCGAAGGAGACGGCCGAUUAUACAGCAGAGAAAGCCAGAGAAGGUAAAGACAAGACGGCCGACAAGAUGGGUGAAUACAGAGAUUACACGGCGGACAAAGCGAGAGAGGCGAAAGACAAGACAGCGGAGAAGAUGGGUGAAUACAAAGAUUAUACGGCGGAUAAGGCGAGAGAAGCUAAGGACAAGACGGCGGAGAAGACGGGCGAAGCGGCGGAGAAGGCCGGAGAAUAUAAAGAUUACACGGCAGAGAAGGCGACAGAAGGUAAAGACGCCGGAGUGGGUAAGCUCGGUGAGCUGAAAGACAGUGCGGUGGACACAGCGAAGAGGGCGAUGGGUUUCUUGUCGGGCAAGAAAGAGGAAACCAAGCAAACAGCAGUCGAAGCAAAGGACACAACCAAGGAGAAAUUAAGCGAGACGGGGGAAGAGGCAAGAAGGAAAAUGGAGGAGAUGAGAUUAGAGGGUAAGGAAGAGGCAGGAAAAGCUUAUGAAACCAAAGAUUCCGCCACAGAAAGGGCAAACGAAGGAAAAGGAACGAUAAUGGGAGCGAUAGGGAGCGUGACCGGGGCGAUCAAGAGCAAACUAGCCAUGCCCUCCGGUCAGGACGAGGGUGACCGGACGGGCAGCAGGAGGACGACCGUGGAAGUGAAUGUGAAGGAGCCGGUGGCCGAGUCUCUCAAGGCCUCGGAUCAGAUGACCGGUCAAGCUUUCAACGACGUUGGAAGAUUGGACGAGGAAGACAAAGAGGGCAAGGGCAAAGUCAAGCUGUGAUCUUUUAUUUACUUGUUCAUGCUCUUUUCUUGUGUAAUCUUAUAAUUUACUUUUUUUUUUGUGUUGUUGGUUGUAAUGGUUUUUUGUAAUAACAAAGCGUGUUCCCACCUUCGAGGAGGUGGUUUUCUCCUCUAA
Messenger RNA from Tarenaya hassleriana, 1347 nucleotides. Its product is annotated as embryonic protein DC-8-like. The transcript has 3 exons. Lineage: Eukaryota; Viridiplantae; Streptophyta; Magnoliopsida; Brassicales; Cleomaceae. The coding region runs from base 109 to 1212 and encodes 367 amino acids. The record is from RefSeq and is a predicted model, not a curated record.